Messenger RNA from Lycium ferocissimum, 1681 nucleotides. RefSeq names its product beta-amyrin 28-monooxygenase-like. Gene Ontology annotation, biological process: sterol metabolic process. The coding region runs from base 107 to 1549 and encodes 480 amino acids. Gene Ontology annotation, molecular function: monooxygenase activity; heme binding; oxidoreductase activity, acting on paired donors, with incorporation or reduction of molecular oxygen. The transcript is spliced from 4 exons. NCBI's taxonomy places the organism in Eukaryota, Viridiplantae, Streptophyta, Magnoliopsida, Solanales, Solanaceae. The record is from RefSeq and is a predicted model, not a curated record.
UACUUCCAUCAACACUAACUAUUCCAACACUGUAUGUCAAAAUUAUUUGUAUCUAUAUCUAUAUAUGUGGUAUGCUAAAAUUAUUUUGAAGUGAAAAGCAGUAGCGAUGACAUUAGCUGUGUACCUAAUCUUUUUUGUCUCUUCCGCAAGUCUUCUCUUCUUUUUCAUCAAUCCUGUCAUAAAAGCCAGAACAAAGUCAUUGAACCUUCCUCCUGGCAGCUAUGGAUGGCCAGUGAUCGGAGAAACACUGGAGUUUCUUCGAUUAAACCGGGACGGAACGCCGGAGAAAUUUGUGACGGACAGGAUGGACAAGUAUCAGUCUCAGGUUUUCAAGACAUCAGUAAUGGGUGAAAAAAUGGUUGUGUUGUGUGGUCCUGCCGCAAACAAGUUCUUGUUUGGAAACGAGAAUAAGUUGGUCACUGUUUGCUGGCCAAGUUCUGUGAGACAGUUGCUUGGGAAGAGUUUGCCUAAUAGUCGUGGGGACGAAGCAAAACUCUUGAGAAAGAUGCUCUACUAUUUUGUUAGUCCAGAUGCGUUCUCAAAGCUCUAUAUUAAGACCAUGGAGUUGAGUACUCAGAAGCAUAUCAAGAAUCAUUGGCAAGGCAAAAAGGAGCUGAAAAUUUUCCCAACUGUCAAGUUCCACAUAUUUGAGUUGGCAUGUCGCCUAUUCAUGAGCCUUGAAGACAUAAACCGAAUUUCCAAGCUUUUCAAUCUAUUCAACAUAUUCUUGAAAGGAGUCAUAUCUAUAGCCCUAAACUUUCCUGGAACUACAUUUUAUCAUGCAAAAAGAGCAACAAACACUAUCCGAAAAGAACUUCUGUUUAUUGUGAAGCAGAGAAGAGAGGCUAUAGAACAGAAAUUAUCAGAUUCUCCUCCACAAGAUCUUCUGUCACAUUUACUUCUAUUUCCUGACGAGAACGGUAAAUUCAUGUCUGAACUGGAGGUAGUGGAUAACAUCCUGAUGAUGAUCUUUGCUGGCCAUGACACCACCACUGUUACUAUAACAUUGGUGAUGAAGUAUCUUGCGGAGUUGCCUCAUGUUUAUGAGAACGUUUUGCAAGAACAAAAGGAAAUUGCAUCAUCAAAAGGAGGAAGGGAAUACUUGAACUGGGAUGACAUACAGAAGAUGAAGUAUACGUGGGAUGUAGUGUCUGAAGUUCUCAGGUUAACAUCACCAAUUGUUGGAAGUUACAAAGAAGUGCUGGUGGAUUUUAACUACGAAGGUUAUAGCAUUCCAAAAGGAUGGAAGAUAUAUUGGAAUGCCCCUGCAACACACAUGGAUCCUAAGUUGUUUCAAAACACUAAAGACUUUGAUACUUCAAGAUUUGAAGGAGCAGGACCGACACCAUUUUCAUAUAUUCCAUUCGGAGGAGGGCCUAGAAUGUGCUUGGGGAAAGAGUUUGCACGGCUAGAGAUUCUUGUUUAUAUCCACAAUGUGGUCAAAGAUUUCAGAUGGAAACUACUGAUUCCAAACGAGAAGAUAGAAUAUGAUCCCAUGCCCACCCCAAUUGAAGGACUUCCGGUUCUUCUUCAACCGAGCAACCCUUAGUAGAGUUGGGCAACAAAGCUUUCUCUCUCAAAGCAGAUUUCUCUAGGGUCGUUUGGUAGGAUGUAUUAGGGAAAAUAAUAUAUGUAUUAGCAUUGGUAUUACUAAUCUCUUGUUUGGUAUACUUUUUCAACA